This is a messenger RNA of Adelges cooleyi (spruce gall adelgid), 1037 nucleotides long. RefSeq lists its product as uncharacterized. The record is from RefSeq and is a predicted model, not a curated record. The transcript is spliced from 2 exons. NCBI's taxonomy places the organism in Eukaryota, Metazoa, Arthropoda, Insecta, Hemiptera, Adelgidae. Bases 67 to 1023 code for a protein of 318 amino acids.
UGUUAUUGUAUUAUGCACAGUUGUAACUCUAUACAAGUUUGAAGUAAACCUGAAGUGUUUUUCACCAUGUUCUGCGGUGUGACAAUCAGAUGUCUAGCUUUAGCAACGAUAAUAUUGUGCCAUCAACAACAGCUGGUGGUGCUUUGUGAAUACAGUCAAGACGAACGGGUUAUCAUGCUGAAGGCGCUCCUCGACAAUUCAGCAUGGGGUGAGAUUGACGAUAUUGGAGCCCAAAACGAAGAAGAUUCGUUUACCGGUCUGGAUUUAUAUUUAACUACAGUCGACGCGUCCAACAUCGAUAAAACAUACCGCAGCACUAUUCAUAUGCUAGCAUGUGUAUGUACAAAUGCAGUGUUACAUUUCAUAACGUCGGUACAAAGCAUAACACAACAAUGCUAUCGUGUGAACUGGUUGAUGAAGAAAAGAUUAGUAGAGCGAAGGCGUUACCGCCGAAAAAAAGUAAAUGGCACAUACUCGUAUAAUGUUUCCAGAGAGAAGCAUUGUCCAAACUAUACAAAACAAUGGGAAUUAUUACACUUAGCAGUGCGUGAAAUCAAAAAGAGUACUUACAUGUUUAUUUGCAUAUAUGACGCGCUGGAUUAUCUUAUGAAUUUGGUACAGCUCGAAGAAAAUUAUUUAAAUUUGAACUGGGUUUUACAUAGCGUGGUAAGGUUGCAAGAUUUAGUACUGAAUAUAAACGACAGAUUACCAAAUUAUGAAGAGGGUUUCAAAAAUGCAGACGAUAGUUUUGUAGUUAAAUUAAAUGAAAAAUUAAACAAAUUUUUACAUAAUUUGGUAAGCUUGAAGUUGGUGCCAUUCACAAACGCCUACUGCAUAAUAAGAGAUAACGUUAAGGUAUAUGAACCCAAGCAAAGGUAUACGAUUAACAAUGACAUACCGGCUGUCAAAUUGAAAAUUAAAACAGUCAUGGAAAAGAUGGAAAGAAAAUACUCGGAAUUAGGUUUCAAGUACGUAAAACAAAUCCAAUUAAAUCACAACAAACCAGAAAAUAGUGAAGUGUGACAUUAACAUAACAU